Messenger RNA from Cyprinodon tularosa, 1789 nucleotides. RefSeq lists its product as uncharacterized. NCBI's taxonomy places the organism in Eukaryota, Metazoa, Chordata, Actinopteri, Cyprinodontiformes, Cyprinodontidae. Bases 358 to 1512 code for a protein of 384 amino acids. The transcript has 3 exons. The record is from RefSeq and is a predicted model, not a curated record. Gene Ontology annotation, molecular function: nucleic acid binding.
UUAAUCUCAGAAUUUUGGAUCUUAAUGCAGAUGCGCACCAUGCAGGAAGAGAUGUGGCAGCACUAAGCUUCAUUGCCAAAGAUACAAGUAGUUUGGGACGGCCUGGUGGAAAAUGACGGAAUUAGGUGACUUUUUACGUGCCAGAGGAGUCCCCGAUGAUGCCAUUUCAUUAAUGGAAGAGCAGAAGAUCGACUGUGAUGUCAUAGCGCUGAUGGAUGAUGCAACUCUGGCAAAUUACAUCCCCUCCUAUGGAGACCGAAUUGUCCUCUUCAAUUUCUGCAGGAGCAAACAACAACCCUCAAAAAGAAAACAAGGACUUCUGCAGAACCUCUGAAAGUGAAAGUCCUUGUUCCUAAGAUGUCAGAUUUGGAUGAGCUAGUCAGACUGUACUUCAGGCUUUCCUUCAGUAACAAAGAAAUACUUGCAAUAUUAGCACACAGUUAUCAGACUGUAAUAAGCAUUCGAACUUUAAAGAGAAUUUGUAAAAGACUUGGGCUGUUCAGAAGGAAGAAUCAGUCAAGCCUGGAAGAAGUGUUAGCUUUUAUCCAACAACAAAUUAUGACCAAUGGACAGAUGCAAGGAUAUCGUUGGCUACAUCUUCGUGCUGUUCAAUAUGGAUUUGUGGUGUCACAAGACACUGUAAGAAGGAUAAUCAAACUGGUUGACCCACAAGGUGUGGAACUGAGACGAGCUCGACGGUUAAGAAGACGUCAGUACAACUGCAGAGGACCAAAUGCUCUUUGGCACAUGGAUGGUUACGAUAAGCUAAAACCCUAUGGCAUUGCUAUCAGUGGCUGUAUAGAUGGUUUUAGCCGCUAUGUUUUAUGGAUGGAGGCUUAUACCACAAACAAUGAUCCUAAAUUGAUUGCAAGUUAUUUUCUGAAAACAGUUUCUUUUGCCAAUGGAUGUCCAGAGAGGAUCCGUGCUGACAGAGGCACAGAAAACAGUUCUGUUGAACAAAUGCAGAUUUUUCUGCGGAGAAACCACGCAGACAAUUUUGCAGGAGAAAAAAGUUUCAUUUAUGGAAGAAGUACAGCCAACCAGCGUAUAGAAGGCUGGUGGGCUACCCUCCGCAAACAGAGUGCACAGUUUUGGAUUAGCUUAUUUCAAACUUUCCAGGAUGAUGGUCACUUCACAGGAGAUUUUUUGGACAAAAGUCUUCUCCAAUUCUGCUUUCUUAAUCUUAUUCAGGAUGAACUUGAUGACGUUGUGAACACAUGGAACUCACACAAAAUCCGGCCAAGUGCUAGUGCAACAUCAGGUCGACCAGUAGUGAUGUACUCAUUUCCAGAGCUGCACAGGGCAGAGGAUAGACUGAAACCAGUUGUCACAGAUGAGAUCAUUGUGUGUUCUGAGGAGUGUACGCCAAAAGGCCAAUAUCCCUGUGAUGAAACCGUCUUUGAACUUUGUUGUCUGCUCAUGGCAGAAAAUGACUGGGAUGCCCCAAGAGAUCCACUUGUUGCAGCAGAUUUGUAUAUGAGAUUAAGAGAAGAAAUACUCCAAAUUAUCUAGGAAGUGCUCGCAAUAAAAGGAAAAAUUUAAGCACAGUGUUUCUGUUUCUGUUGAUAAUUUCACUGAAUAGCCAAGCCAUGUCUUACAGGUACCCAAUACACAUGCAUUCAUGCAUUGUAGCAAGCAAAGGAUAUUUUGGGUGAAAUCAAAUCCAUUUUUUGUAUUCUGUCCAAAUAUUGUGUUUUUUUUUUUUACUGAUUUAUUUGUAAAUUCUGAUUUUCAAUACAGUCUGAGUUAUGCUUAAGUCAGUGAUCACAAUAAAAAGCAGUUUAUGUGA